Molecule: messenger RNA, 1348 nt
Organism: Myxocyprinus asiaticus (Chinese sucker)
Lineage: Eukaryota; Metazoa; Chordata; Actinopteri; Cypriniformes; Catostomidae
Product: 28 kDa heat- and acid-stable phosphoprotein-like
Exons: 6
Coding region: 358-888 (176 amino acids)
Cellular component (GO): cytosol
Molecular function (GO): RNA binding
Source: RefSeq, a predicted model, not a curated record
CAAGAUUUUGACAUUACAAAAUCUUUUUAUAGUGUGACUACGGUGUUGUUAUUCUGUGUCCAGGCAUAUUGCAUCAGGCUAGGUGUCCGGUUGUGUGUCUGAAUGUAAAUAUAGGAACAUGGACCAGCUGUCUGUAUGUUAAUCGAUGACUGUGCCUACUUUGCCUAAUAAUUUGACAUUUGUUUUAUUUACUUUGUAACCAUUUACAGUCGAUUACGAACCCUUUUGAACCAGGAGACUUUGAAACUGAGACAACCUGAAAUCAUAACUGUAUUCACAACUUUUCUUUUGUCGAGUGUGGAGUGUGUUUGAGUCAGUUUUUUUUUUUUUUAGAUCAAGUCAGGUUUAAUCGUCAUCAUGCCCAAAGGAGGAAAAAAAGGUGGCCAUAAAGGGCGGAUGAGAACCUACACAAGUCCCGAAGAAAUAGAUGCUCAAAUGAAAGCAGAAAAAGAACGAAAGAAGACUGAAGAUGAAGAAGGCGCGUCAGUGAAUGACACCCAAAGUGAGGACAAACUGACAGGUUCAGAGGACAGUGAUGACGAGGGGUCUCAGAAAAGGAAGGGUGUUGAGGGCUUGAUAGAGAUUGAAAAUCCUAAUCGUGUUGCCCAGAAAGCAAAGAAAGUCACAGAGUUAGUACUUGAAGGACCCAGACAGCUUUCCAGAAGAGAAAGAGAAGAGAUUGAAAAGCAAAAGGCCAAGGAAAGGUAUAUGAAAAUGCAUUUAGCAGGAAAGACAGAUCAAGCUAAAGCAGAUCUUGCACGGCUUGCCAUUAUUAAAAAGCAACGUGAGGAGGCUGCACUGAAAAAAGAAGAGGAACGUAAAGCAAAAGAAGCAGCACAGUCAGCGGCAGCAGUGGCUAAAGGAAUACAUACGAUGUCUCUCAAAUAAUCCAGACAUUGUGGAUUCUCAAAAGUUUUGAUGUAUUUGUGGACAGUAUACAACUAUAUUGUCAUUAUUAUUUUUGAAAACAAAGCUUGAUGAUGUGUUAUGCUAUGUAAGACAUUAUAACACAAUGUUCCAUUGAAGAGGAACAUUUCAGAGUACUUUAAUCCUGAAAGCAGGCAAUGCCUUUGCGAAAGCCCUGAUGCUUUCACCAAAGUGGCUAACUCGUAAUGUUCACUCAAUGAUAUUAGAAAUAUAGACAUAUUUAUUAAUAUAUUAACAUAUUGCCAUAUGCAGCUGAGUGGAUUUUGCUUUCUCAGUUUCAAGAAUUAUUAAUUAAAUAAAGACUAAUCUGUCCUCAGUUGUAAAGGACCUGGUAUAUUGUAGAAUGAUGUUCUGAUGGGAUUCUCCUCUUGAAAUAAUGUUAUGUAAAACAUAAUACCAAUAAAAAUGUCAGAACUUUUAU